ACAGCAUGGAUGAUUACUAUCUUCAACUACCUGCAAUAGCUAACCUCGGCUCUGAUAAGCCAAGUUUGGUUACAUCCCAACCCCGCGAUUUAGUACAAUCCUGGUAUUUUCAAUUGGGGUUUCUAGUUCUCACCCCCACCUUGUCCGACGCUGAAUGUCUUAUGAACAAUCCCUCUUUGGAUGAAUAGCGCCAUUGCUGCUCUCUCCUAUUCGCAUAAUUGGUUGCGACUGACAUAAUACUUAUAACGCCUUUCUCAAUCAAUUCGCUCGUUCAAAUCAUUCCCAUCAUGAAUCCCAGAGUAGGCGUAGGUGUUUUCGUCACCAACCCCAAGGGACAAAUAGUUCUUGGACAGCGCAAAAGCAGCCACGGUGCUGGUACCUGGGCGCUACCCGGCGGCCAUCUCGAAUUCAACGAGUCGUUCGAAGACUGCGCGGCCCGUGAAGUUUUAGAAGAGACGGGUCUCGAAGUCCGCGACAUACAGUUUCUUACGGCAACCAACGAUAUUAUGAAAGAAGAGGGGAAGCACUAUGUUACUGUUUUUGUGGGCUGUACGGUUGUGGGGGAUGAUGCGCAGCCGGAGCUACUGGAACCCCACAAAUGUGAGCAGUGGAAAUGGGUGACCUGGGAAGAAGUUUCCUCCUAUCAUAGCGAUCCGAACUCGAACCACACGCUGUUCAUACCCUUGAUCAAUCUACUCGAACGGAGACCAGAGUUUCAUCCUGUUAGACGAUGAUUAUUUCGGUUUUUUGGUGCUCGAAAACACUUUGUUAUUUGUACUACAUGAAACUAUCUGAUAGAAGUCUCUAGCUAUUAGCGGCUACGAAGUUGAUAUUCUCUGC
This is a messenger RNA of Aspergillus eucalypticola CBS 122712, 840 nucleotides long. Its product is annotated as nucleotide triphosphate diphosphatase NUDT15. Bases 288 to 734 code for a protein of 148 amino acids. Lineage: Eukaryota; Fungi; Ascomycota; Eurotiomycetes; Eurotiales; Aspergillaceae. Gene Ontology annotation, cellular component: cytosol. Gene Ontology annotation, biological process: dGTP catabolic process. The transcript is spliced from 3 exons. Gene Ontology annotation, molecular function: 8-oxo-7,8-dihydrodeoxyguanosine triphosphate pyrophosphatase activity. The record is from RefSeq and is a predicted model, not a curated record.